AUGAAAGUAAUAGAUUUAUCAAACGAAGAUCCCAAUAAAUCUGUUCAUAAUUUACCUUCUGAUGUCAGUAUAAAAUUAACAGAAAUAUCUAAAAUUAUAUUCAAACUGAGAAGAUCAACCGUUUUAACAGGAGCAGGUAUAAGUUGUAAUGCUGGGAUUCCUGAUUUUAGAUCAAGUGAUGGAUUAUAUAAUUUAGUUAAGCUGAAAUAUCCUAAUUGUGUCGUUAAGGGACAAGAUUUAUUCGAUAUUUCAUUAUUCAGAGAUGAAAUCACUUUACAAUUAUUUUGUACAUUCAUGGAAUCAUUAUAUUCAUCAAGUUUAAAAGCUACACCUACUGAAACCCAUAAAUUCAUCAAAACUUUGAAAGAAAAGAAUAAGUUAUUGAGAUGUUAUACCCAAAAUAUUGAUGGUUUAGAAGGUAAAAUUAACUUAAAAACUGGUAUCAAUUUAAAUGAUUUUAAUAUUGAAGCUUCAAACAAAAGACAAGUCAACUCCAGUUUCAAUAAAAUAUGGAAAGAUUUAGAUGUUAUUCAAUUACAUGGUAGUUUAAAUGAAUUAUCAUGUACUCAUUGCUUUGCCAAUUUUGAAUGGACAGAAAAUUAUAAAGAUAUGUUAUCCAAUGGAAGUAAUCCAGAAUGUGAAAACUGUUGUUUAAAUUAUGAAAAAAGAUUAUUUGAAGGUAAAAGAAUUACUGGUAAUAUUGGAAUUUUAAGACCAGGGAUUGUUUUAUAUGGAGAAAAUCAUCCUCAACUGGAAAUCUUAGCUCAAGGUUUAAACAAUGAUUUAAAACUGAAACCUGAUUUAUUGAUUAUAAUGGGAACAAGUUUAAAAGUUGAUGGAGUUAAAAAAUUAGUUAAAUCAUUAGCUAAAAGCAUUCAUGAAAGAGGGGGUAAAGUUAUAUUCGUCAAUAAGACCCCUGUUAAUAAUUCAUGGGAAAAUUAUAUUGAUUAUUCAAUUUUAAGUGAUUGUGAUAAUUUUAUCAAAUUCUUAAAACAAGAGAUUCCUGAUUUGUUCUUAACUCAACAAGAAUUAGAUCUUAAGAAAUUACAUAAACAACAACUCCGUGAAAAGAUAAAGGCUGAAAGGGAAAAGGUGAAGAUAGAAAAACAAAUUAAGAAGGAAAUAAAGCAAGAGAAAUUAGAUCAAAUACCGAGUGAUGAUUUAACUGAUGUUGAUUUAACACCUCCAACAUCUCCAACGAAAAGAGUUGCUUUAAAAAGAAGAGAUACCAAUAUAACUCAUUCAAAUAAGAAGAUAAAAUUUGAAUUACCCACACCUUUAUCAAGUUUUAACGAAGUAACUGUUGUUAAACAAGAAAUCUAA
Yamadazyma jaroonii is the source of this 1323-nucleotide messenger RNA. The record is from the annotation of a GenBank genome assembly. Lineage: Eukaryota; Fungi; Ascomycota; Pichiomycetes; Serinales; Debaryomycetaceae.